Molecule: messenger RNA, 942 nt
Organism: Sporisorium graminicola
Lineage: Eukaryota; Fungi; Basidiomycota; Ustilaginomycetes; Ustilaginales; Ustilaginaceae
Exons: 1
Coding region: 1-942 (313 amino acids)
Biological process (GO): endoplasmic reticulum to Golgi vesicle-mediated transport; regulation of GTPase activity
Cellular component (GO): trans-Golgi network; cis-Golgi network; TRAPP complex
Source: RefSeq, a predicted model, not a curated record
AUGUCAAAGCCAACGCUUGCAGGACAGACUGCGGCACCCGCCAUCGAACGCCUGUCGCUCGGUUCGUUGUCGAGCCCGUCCACAUCAAGGCCAUCACAUGCACUGCCGAGUUUAUCAAGUCCAGCCAACGCAUCGACCUUGGGGAGCGGCGACGGAGCUCAUCAAGGAUCGUCGGCAGCACUCGUUACACCUGACGUCCUUGAUCUCGCUACACCGACACAGCACUACGUCGACAGCCAAGCUUUGCAUACACUUGCAACCGAGAUGGUCGCCACGCUCAUCCACAGCUCCUCUUUCGUCUCUCGCAAGCAAGCGUUCGCUCGCCAAGAGCUACAGCUUGCGGGCAUUCAACUCCCUUCACUCAGCAAAUCGCCGUCCACCUCCACAGCCUCCGCUUCAGCAUCCGCGUCGUCCCCACACAGCCAGGUCGUACGCUCGGUCUCUGGCUCGGAACCCACGCCGGACACGCUCAGCGAGGUGGAGACGCUGCUGACGGCUCGACUCGAAGGCAUCGGCUACCACGUCGGCUAUCACAUGACCGAGAACCUUGCACGCGAUAGGGCCAAGUUCACCGACACGCUCGACGUGCUCAAAUUCAUCUGCAAAGAGGUCUGGACGACUGUCUGGGGCAAACAGGUGGACAAUCUGCGUACGAAUCACCGAGGUGUCUACGUGUUGCACGACAAUCAGUUCCAGCCGCUGCGCCAUGUGUCGACCGCUCAAGGCGCGCAGGUGACCGCUAAAGAAGCCAGGGUUUUUCUAUCGUAUCCCGUGGGCAUCGUCAAGGGUGCGCUGGCGCAGUUGGAUGUUCCGAGUGCCGUCGUGGCCGAGACAAACCAGGCUCCGCAAUGCACGUUUCACGUCAAGACGCAAAGAGGCGGCGCACUAGGUGCAGCAGUAGCAGCGGCACCGCCUGCCUCUACGCCGCCCACUGCGGCAUAG